Messenger RNA from Peronospora matthiolae, 633 nucleotides. Lineage: Eukaryota; Oomycota; Peronosporomycetes; Peronosporales; Peronosporaceae. The record is from the annotation of a GenBank genome assembly.
AUGAGGAGCUCCUUCGAGGUGAUCGUUAUGCUGAUCGUAACGGCAUCUACGAACCUGUGCAUGUUCCCCGCCAUUUACAGCCUCUUUAGCCGACAAUUAGUCUUCGAGGCAUUCAUCGGCACAUUUACAAUGGUCACUAGCUUCAUGUAUCACGUGUGUGACACGAUUGAGGGUCCACUCUGGCUAAGUGAAGGACAGUGGCAUCGUCUUGACAAUAUCGGGUCCAUCAUGAGUUUUGUCAUGUGGGGUAUCCACCUCAUGGAUAUUCGUCACCAGGUGCUUGAGCGAUACAUGCAGUAUUUCUUUCUUUCGAUGGUGCUCGUUUUCCAAGAAAAGGAUCCAUGGAAUGAGUGGAAUUCGGUGAUUCCCGUAGCCAGCAGCUUCGCGGUGCUCUUGUUGAGUUUUGCACUGCGGAGGCGGAUACCACGAUAUAACUUGCAGCAAUUCCGACGAGGAUUGAUGCUAUUGCUAUGUGGCAUUGGGUGCUUUGUGCGCGGACUAGAAGAUGAAACUGACCCGUUUCGCAUUUUCCACGGCUGCUGGCACGGAUUCGUCGGGGCCGCAGCAUACUAUAAUCUCAAGGUGUUACCCGACCGCGAUGACAUGCUCUUGCCCAUUAAAAGACUAGACUGA